Molecule: messenger RNA, 1617 nt
Organism: Penicillium longicatenatum
Lineage: Eukaryota; Fungi; Ascomycota; Eurotiomycetes; Eurotiales; Aspergillaceae
Product: RNase P/RNase MRP complex subunit
Exons: 4
Coding region: 1-1617 (538 amino acids)
Biological process (GO): tRNA 5'-leader removal
Cellular component (GO): ribonuclease P complex
Molecular function (GO): oxidoreductase activity; RNA binding; FMN binding
Source: RefSeq, a predicted model, not a curated record
AUGGGAGCUGAAAAGAUACUUUCAAUUUCAGAUCUCGAGUCUGCGGGCUCUAAGAAGCUUCCAAUCGCAACUAGAGAUUUCUUCAACUCUGGUGCAACAACUCAAGUUACAGUUCGGGAGAACUCAACCGCUUACCAAAGAUACCGAAUUCUCCCCCGAGUCCUGAAAGAUGUAUCCAACGUGAGCACCAAAAUCCCUCUGUUCGGCCGGGACAUCGCCUUCCCACUUUGUGUCUCCCCAGCCGGGCUACAGGCAAUGGCACACCCAGAUGGCGAGCUAGCGACAAGCAGAGCAUGUGCUAAGCAUGGCGUGAACAUGGACGUCUCUUCCUAUGCUAACAACUCCGUCGAACAAAUUACAACCGCAGGAAAAGAGAUAGGACCUAUUCAUCAUGUCAUGCAGCUCUACUCGAUGAAAGAUCGUGAGAAGGAGGAACGAGUCAUUCGUCGUGCUGAGGCUGCUGGGUGCAAGGCUAUUUUCCUGACGGCCGAUAGCCCCGUGCUGGGUGUGCGGUAUAACGAAUGGCGAAACCCGUUCCUGCCUCCAGCUGGUCUGUCGUAUCCGAUGAUGGAGAAAACGUCAGAACAGAUUCAGCAGCAGUCGCACGAUGAUGGGUUCACUUCGUUCAAUAGUGAUUCGCAUACUUGGGCUAAAGAGAUCCCUUGGUUGCGCAGUAUUACUAAGAUGGAGAUUUGGAUUAAGGGUGUCUUGACGCCUGAAGAUGUGGAGACGGCUAUUGAGUACGGAUGUGAGGGUGUGAUUAUCAGUAAUCAUGGUGGAAGACAGCUGGAUGAGACUCCAGCAACCAUUGAUGCUCUUCCGGAUUGUGCGAAGGCCGCUCGAGGUCGGAUUCGCAUUCACAUUGAUGGAGGCAUUCGGUCGGGUACUGAUAUUUUCAAGGCAUUGGCUUUGGGUGCUGAAUGUUGCUGGGUUGGUCGUCCGAUGCUUUGGGGUUUGGCAUACAAUGGACAAGAGGGAGUGGAAUUGAUGCUCGACAUCUUCUAUCAGGAAUUCAAACGAUGCAUGCAAUUGGCUGGUUGUCCAACAAACAAGAUGACCGACUCCCCCACCCCAAAGGCGCAACACAUAGCGCACACCCUCCUUGCUCGUGCCCACUCCCCCGACUCAGCAGAACAACAAUUCACUGAGCGCGUAAAGCAAAAACCACUCUACCUCCGCCCAACCUCCCCCUCCGCCCAAGACAACCGAUCCAGACGCCGCCUCCACCGUCUCCGCAAGAAAGAAUAUUUUAUCCGUCAUCAGCGCCCGCGGUCUCUAUCUGCGCGCGAAAAGCGCACAUCGGGCCUCUACGACUUGCCCAAAGACGAAUGCAAGCAUGCUAUCUUCAAGGGCCUGCAUGCGCUGUGGGUCGGAUAUAUGCAAGAGAUUUUGGAUCUCAAGGUCGAGGGGAAGGGUGGAUUGGUGACGCCGGCUUCGCAUGGUGCGAAGCUUGUCAGUGCUGAUUUCCACGGUGCGGAGGUGGAGGUUGUGCGGAGUCGAUGCGCUAGUCGGGUGGGUGUGAAAGGAAUCGUUGCGCGGGAUACAAAAUUUACAUUCGAGGUUGUAACGGAGAAGGAUGAACUCAAGAGUCAGUAUUCUUCUUUGGUUCCAGGUUAA